AAAAAAUCUAUAAUGUUAUGUCAACUAGACAUUUUACACUUCUAUCUAAAUCUAUUAUUAUCAUAAAUGAAAACAUUUUUUUUUUAAAUUAUACUAGUAAAUUUUUGUGCAAUUUGAUAAAGAAUAUAAUAAAGUAAUAAACAAAACAAAGUGUUCAAUAUUAAGUAAAUGCUCCAUUAGUAAUAACAAUGUAGGUACAAUAUACAAACGUAAUAUGAUAAAGUUAUGAUACCGUAACCUAACAUUAUAGGGAAUUAGUAUAGAAAAAUAGAAAUUUCUGAAUAAGAAUGUGUACUAUUCCACCUGCACCACCACCGCCACCGCCGCCACCACUGCCCCCUGUCCUACCAGAAAUAAAUUCUCCCUUAAAAUCAUUGAAAGCUCUCCAAUACAAUACUUCGACAUCGAAAUAUUCAGAUGUGUGUAAAUGGGCUUCAGAUCAUCCAGAAUUAUGGGAAGCCUGUGCAAAAUACCAAAUUUGUUUGUAUCAGGCACCUUACAACUACAAAUACACGUAUUUCGAAUCUAGACUACAAGUAGGACCUACAUGUGGGCUGGUGGCACUCUCGAUGUUAAUAAAUGAUGAAGUAACUCCUGAAGAAAUGUUAAAUAUAGCAAAAUUGGAGGGUUACAGUAGCAAUGGCGAGAUGUUUAGUUGCAAAAACAUGCUACGACUGGCAGAGAAAGUAUUUAAUUUAGCUGAAAUAAAUAAUAAAUUUAAUCUGCAGUGUGGAGGAUUAUUUAGUGAAAUAACAAUUGAAAAACUGUUAAAUGGUGCAGUUCUAUUAGUACCUUAUGAUGCAGACUUCAACCAUUCACCAUGUCUAAAACUUGGUCACACGGCUCAUUGGGCUCUGGUAUGCGGAGUUAUCAUUGUAAAUAACCCUGGCAACACUUACGACAGUGACAAUGUGUAUGUACUGUGUAAACAGGGCAAGUCUAGACACUUAGCUAUAUGGAAAUUAUAUGAUUUAGAUCAAAGUAACAAAAAUUUGGUGGAAUUCUCUCCUACAAGAGAAGAUGAUGGACUCAUAUAUAUACUUCCAGAAGGGGGUAUUGGAGGCGUGGAUGGGUUACAGAACCAAUUUUUAAUGUUUGAAGGUUUCUAAACUUUGUAUAUGUAAUUAACUGUAUUUGGUGUUCAUUAUUUCUAAGUGUACAACGAUAUAUUAACUUUUUGAGAAUUGUAUGUGAAUAAAUGUAUAAAUAUAAAUAUUAAGACAA
Molecule: messenger RNA, 1224 nt
Organism: Galleria mellonella (greater wax moth)
Lineage: Eukaryota; Metazoa; Arthropoda; Insecta; Lepidoptera; Pyralidae
Product: UPF0692 protein CG33108
Exons: 2
Coding region: 288-1109 (273 amino acids)
Source: RefSeq, a predicted model, not a curated record